UCCCCUCGUUGAACCCCCUGCCUGGCCCACCCAUGGGGUGUGGGGGGCUCAGCACCCCCCCAUCCUGCUGCCGUCCCUCCCCAGGGAAGGGACAGAUGGGAGCCACGAGGACGCUGAGGCUCAGCCUGCUGGGCUGCCUGCUGCUCACCCCCCGGCUGCACGGGCAGGAGGCGGCUGCCUGCCCCUCGGGCUGGGUGUCCUUCGAGGAGGGGUGCUACGGCUUCUUCCCCCAGGAGCUGAGCUGGAGAAGGGCAGAGGCCUUUUGCCGGCGUUUCGGGGUGGGGACCCACCUGGCCUCGGUGCACAGCGAGGAGGAGCACGGGGCCAUCGCCACCAUGCUCUCCUCCUCCCACCCCGCCGAGGGCAGCGAGGAGGGGGACAAGGACAACGGCGUCUGGAUCGGCCUCCACCGUCCCCGGCGGAGCAAAUACUGGCAGUGGUCGGAUGGCUCGGAGGUGGACUAUGGCUCCUGGCACCAGCAGGAGCACGGCUCCAGGAGGAGAGUCUGCGCCGCGCUGCAGGACUCCACCGGCUACCAUCUGCACGACCCCUCCCGCAACCGAGCCCCCGCCUACAGCUUCGGGGUGCGGGCUGGGGGGCAGCAGCCGGAGCGCUCCCCGGGACCCGCGUACCUGGUGCCCCCCGGGACCACCACCAAGGGCAAGGACGGGAUCCCCGCCUACUCCAUCCACGGCCGCCCCCACGACCUGCCGCCCUUCCGCACGCCCGGGCCAGGCUGCUACUCCCCGGAGAGGGCCGGCAGGCUGACCUUACCCUGCGCCCCCGCCUGCUCCCUCCGCUCCCGUGGCCGGCAGUUCACCACCGAGGAGACCCCGGUGUGGGGGGGGUGUCACCGCAGCCUCUGCCCGCAGACCCCGGGGCCCUGUGGCUACCGCCUGGUGGAUGCCAACGUCUACAAGCAGCGUGCCCCAAAGUACAGCAUGGCGGCCCGCAACUACCUCCCCGGGGACAACACCCUCAAGCCCGGACCUGGCACCUACACCCUGGAGCAGGGCCGGCAGCGGGGACAGACCUUCGGCAUCCGUCACUCCAACUACCUGGUCCCCCUCAUCGUGGAUGUGCUGGAUUAAGGGGGGGUGUGGGGUUGGGGGGGCUGCAGGGUGUGGAGUGGACCCCCAAAAAAACAUCGAUGC
Messenger RNA from Calidris pugnax (ruff), 1154 nucleotides. RefSeq names its product outer dense fiber of sperm tails 3B (gene CIMAP1B). Lineage: Eukaryota; Metazoa; Chordata; Aves; Charadriiformes; Scolopacidae. Gene Ontology annotation, molecular function: signaling receptor activity. The transcript has 8 exons. Bases 33 to 1091 code for a protein of 352 amino acids. The record is from RefSeq and is a predicted model, not a curated record.